UUGUUCUCCUCCUUGCUUAGGCUAAUAAUCUUCCAAAAGCCAUUGCAGCAGCUCACACAUUUCUGCUGAAGCACCCAAAUGAUGAGAUGAUGCAGAGGAAUAUGGCUUAUUACAAGAGCAUGCCUGAUGCCGAGGAGCAUAUAAAAGACUUGGAGACAAAGUCAUAUGAGACUCUUUUUAUCAGGGCUGUGAGGGCGUACAAUGGAGAUAAUUGGAGAACCUCCAUCUCCGAUAUGGAGCUGGCACUUCCUGAUUUCUUCAAAUCCUAUGAUGACUGCCUUGCAGCUUGUGAAGGAUCCAGGGAGAUCAAAGAUUUUAAAGAUUUUUAUCUUUCCAUAGCAGAUCACUACAUAGAAGUUCUUGAAUGCAAGCUGCAGUGUGAAAGUAACCUGACACCGGUUAUAGGAGGCUUUGUUGUGGAGAAAUUUGUGGCAACCAUGUACCAUUAUUUACAAUUUGCCUAUUAUAAAUUGAAUGACAUGAAGAAUGCAGCCCCUUGUGUUGCUAGCUAUAUGCUCUUCGACCAGAAAGAUGAAGUAAUGAAACAGAACAUGGUCUAUUAUCAAUACCACAAAGACAAAUGGGGACUCACAGAGGAAGAUUUUCAGCCCAGACCAGAAGCAGUUCGCUACUACAACAUAACCACACUUCAGACAGAAAUGUAUGAAUUUGCAAAGCAGCACAUAAUGGAUGAUGAUGAGCUGGAAUUGAAGUAUAUAUCUUGUGUUUAAAGAAAAUACCCUUCAGGCAGAAAGGAUUUUUUAAAAAAUGUUCUGUUAAAAUUAGGGAACAGUGUAUCGGUGCCAUCAACUAAAUGCAGUUUAUAAACCGUAUGGCCUAGGACUUGGUUGAAACCUAUUGUAUACUAAGAUAAGUAAUAUUUACAAUGACCACUAUUGGAGUGUGCUCUAGUUAUAACUGAUAAUGGUGAGAAAGUAUAUCGUUCUAUAAAAUGAAAUUGUUACCUUGAGAUUUUUACUGUGUGAGACACAAAGGUAAGGACAUCUUAGAAACAAAGCCACCUAUCUGAUGACCUAAAAACCUGUACUAAAAGUAGAACACCAUUAGACACUAGAAAAUUUGAAAAGACACUCAGAAAAUGGAGGAUUAUUGUGAUGGAAUUCUGUGAUGUGUUCUUGCUAAAGGUCUGUCUAGGGUUAAGGUUAGGUAAGGUUUAGAGAUCUUGCUUGAUUAAUACAUUAUUUCAAAAGGUAUUUCUCAUCUAUUUUUAGAGUGUUUGUUUUCUCAGUGUUGCAAACAUUUGGGCACUUUUUAUGCUCCUUGGUUGACUUGUAAAAAACUGUUCUUACCCCAUAAAGCUUGAUGCCAGACUUAAGAAUAAAUUUCUUUU
This is a messenger RNA of Pelodiscus sinensis (Chinese soft-shelled turtle), 1351 nucleotides long. NCBI's taxonomy places the organism in Eukaryota, Metazoa, Chordata, Testudines, Trionychidae. The record is from RefSeq and is a predicted model, not a curated record.